AUGACCGGCUGGAGAAUGCAGCCGACUGCAUCGGCGCUCGGCGUCAUCGCCAUUGUCUCCGUCAUGAUCACUAUCACUGCUUCCGAGUCAAACAGCGAGCUGGAGCGCAGCACGAGCCACCCCGAAGUGGAGGAGGAUGACGUGCAGAGGAACGAGUCCGGCAUCUUCAAGAACGACACCGAGGUGCAAGACCCUCGGCUUCCGUCACUGUUCGAGGACUCGUCGAACGCGUCGCGGGUCGAAGAGAUCAGCGUCGAGUUACAAAGGGAUCAAAGUGCCGCGGCUGAACAGAACGGCGUGCACGAAGUAGAGCGCGACCCCGAAGAGUCGGAGCAGAGAGGCAUAGACCGCAGCAGCGAGAGUAAAAUACAAGCCAUAAGUAGGUUACUGCCAACCUCGACCGAGUCCGAUCGAGGCAGCGUCGGCACAGCUCCCUCGAAGAGCGACGACGAGUUAAAUCGCGUCCAAGUGGACGAGCAAGCGUCUCCAAAGACUUUGGAGCAUGAAGGUGAGAUAACAAAUGGUUUGAAACCGGAGGGACAGAGCAAAGACUCGGUGACCGUCGCGACAACGUCCGUCCGGGAAACGGCGUCGACGGAGUCGAGGCAGAUCGAGCAGAAGAACGUGGAGGACAUCAAGGCGAUCUCGUUCAAAGUGCCGGUCGCCGGAGAGGAGAAACAAGAGACGCAACAACAGGAACAGCCGAGAAAUCCAGGGGAAACAAGGAAGGAUCAUUCCAGACCGGUGAACAAUCUUCUGUUACCCGGAGGCAAGUCCACCAAGGGUUUCUACGAGAUAAAACCCUCGAUCAAGACCGAAAUGGAGAACGAUCUGACUGCCAGCAGCACCCAGAGAUCCCUGUCCGGGAAAAAGUUCGUGUUACCCAGCGUGGACAGCGCGUUUGGCAAGUUUGGCCCUUAUUUCGAGGACGGCGAUCAGGAUAUGAAUAUCACUGCCAGGAUUGGGAGCAAGAUGCUGCUCGAUUGCAAGAUCGGAAUGCUUGGGGACAAGGAGGUGACAUGGCUGCAACAACACAGCAAGGAUUCCCUUCGACUGCUCACAGUCGGAAAGAAACCGUACAGUAUCGAUCAGAGGAUCAGCUUGAACUUUCGGUACCCGAGCAACUGGAGAUUACAGAUCCUCUACGCUACUCCUAGGGAUUCUGGGUUGUACAAGUGCCAGGUUGCCACGCAUCCUCCUUUGGUUAAAAAAAUUAACGUCGUCGUCACGGCGCCGGAAUUGACAAUAACGGACGAUUCUGGUCGAGUUGUGCCUAAAGAGAGACACCUGAAGGCGGGAAGCGCUCUGAAGCUCAGGUGCGAAGCUAGGGACGUCAUGGAAUCACUGAACGAGGCGGUUGUUUGGACUAGAGGGGAUGAGACGCUCUCGGAAGACGUUAGCGAGAACAGGACGACGGAGAUCUCGUCCGGCAAGGAGGUCCUCGUGAUCGUCAGCACCCUGAUCGUCGAGAGAGCCAGCCCCAGGCAUGCUGGAAACUAUAGCUGCGUGGUGCCGGGCAAAGCGAAAACCACCAUAGCGGUCCACGUACUCAACGGAGAGCUACCAGCCGCAGUGCACGACGGUAACGGGGUCUCCAGGGCGUUUCUGAACCUCUGGCUAAUCCACUUAACCAUAAGCUACGUCUUCUCUAGAUGA
This is a messenger RNA of Megachile rotundata (alfalfa leafcutting bee), 1656 nucleotides long. RefSeq lists its product as uncharacterized. Gene Ontology annotation, cellular component: neuron projection membrane. NCBI's taxonomy places the organism in Eukaryota, Metazoa, Arthropoda, Insecta, Hymenoptera, Megachilidae. Gene Ontology annotation, biological process: synapse organization. The record is from RefSeq and is a predicted model, not a curated record.